Leptonychotes weddellii (Weddell seal) is the source of this 2447-nucleotide messenger RNA. RefSeq names its product minichromosome maintenance complex component 3 (gene MCM3). Gene Ontology annotation, biological process: double-strand break repair via break-induced replication; DNA strand elongation involved in DNA replication; DNA replication. Gene Ontology annotation, molecular function: single-stranded DNA binding; ATP binding; ATP hydrolysis activity. The record is from RefSeq and is a predicted model, not a curated record. NCBI's taxonomy places the organism in Eukaryota, Metazoa, Chordata, Mammalia, Carnivora, Phocidae. Gene Ontology annotation, cellular component: MCM complex; nucleus.
UGUCUUUUUCAGGACGAGGAAAACAAUCCCCUCGAGACCGAAUAUGGCCUUUCUGUCUACAAGGACCACCAGACCGUCACUAUCCAGGAGAUGCCGGAGAAGGCCCCAGCUGGUCAACUUCCCCGCUCUGUGGACGUCAUUCUGGAUGAUGACUUGGUAGAUAAAGUGAAGCCUGGUGACCGAGUCCAGGUGGUGGGGACCUACCGUUGCCUUCCUGGAAAGAAGGGAGGCUACACCUCAGGAACCUUCAGGACUAUCCUGAUUGCCUGUAAUGUGAAGCAAAUGAGCAAGGAUGUUCAGCCUUCAUUCUCUGCUGAGGAUAUAGCCAAGAUCAAGAAGUUCAGUAAAACUCGUUCUAAGGAUAUCUUUGACCAGCUGGCCAGGUCAUUGGCCCCUAGCAUCCAUGGGCAUGACUAUGUUAAGAAGGCAAUUCUCUGCUUGCUCUUGGGAGGGGUGGAACGAGAACUUGAAAAUGGCAGCCACAUCCGUGGGGACAUCAAUAUUCUCCUGAUCGGGGACCCGUCGGUUGCCAAGUCUCAGCUUCUACGCUAUGUUCUGUGCACUGCUCCCCGGGCUAUCCCCACCACUGGCCGGGGCUCCUCUGGAGUGGGUCUGACGGCUGCUGUCACUACAGACCAGGAAACCGGGGAGCGCCGGCUAGAAGCAGGGGCCAUGGUCCUUGCUGACCGAGGUGUGGUUUGCAUUGAUGAAUUUGACAAGAUGUCUGAUAUGGACCGCACGGCCAUCCACGAAGUGAUGGAGCAGGGUCGAGUCACCAUCGCCAAGGCUGGCAUCCAUGCUCGGCUGAAUGCCCGCUGCAGUGUUUUGGCAGCUGCCAACCCCGUCUAUGGCAGGUAUGAUCAGUAUAAGACCCCCAUGGAGAACAUUGGGCUGCAGGACUCACUGCUAUCCCGGUUUGACUUACUCUUCAUCAUGUUGGAUCAGAUGGACCCUGAGCAGGAUCGGGAGAUCUCGGACCAUGUCCUUAGGAUGCACCGUUACAGGGCCCCCGGGGAACAGGAUGGCGAUGCUAUGCCUUUGGGUAGUGCCGUGGAUAUCCUGGCCACAGACGAUCCCAAUUUUAACCAGGAAGACCAGCAGGACACCCAGAUUUAUGAGAAGCAUGACAACCUUCUGCAUGGGACCAAGAAGAAAAAGGAGAAGAUGGUGAGUGCAGCAUUCAUGAGGAAGUACAUCCACGUGGCCAAAAUCAUCAAGCCCAUUCUAACUCAGGACUCAGCCGCCUACAUUGCAGAAGAGUACUCACGCCUGCGCAGCCAAGACAGCAUGAGCUCGGACACUGCCAGGACAUCACCAGUUACAGCCCGGACACUGGAGACUCUGAUUCGAUUGGCCACAGCCCAUGCCAAGGCCCGCAUGAGCAAGACCGUGGACCUGCAGGAUGCAGAGGAAGCUGUGGAGUUGGUCCAGUACGCUUACUUCAAGAAGGUUCUAGAGAAGGAGAAGAAACGAAAGAAGCGAAAUGAGGGUGAAUCAGAGACAGAGGAUGAAGAGGAGAAAAGCCAGGAGGACCAAGAGCAGAAGAGUAAGAGGAGGAGGACUCGUCACACUGAUGCCAAGGAUGGGGGCUCCUAUGACCCCUAUGACUUCAGUGACACAGAGGAGGAAAUGCCUCAAGUGCACACUCCAAAGACAGCAGACUCACAGGAGACCAAGGAGUCCCAGAAGGUGGAAUUGAGUGAAUCCCGGUUGAAGGAAUUCAAGGUGGCCCUCUUGGAUGUGUUCCGGGAAGCUCACGCACAGUCGGUGGGCAUGAAUCGCCUCACAGAAUCCAUCAACCAGGACAGAGAAGAGCCCUUCUCUUCAGCAGAGAUCCAGGUUGCGCUGAGCAAGAUGCAGGACGACAACCAGGUCAUGGUCUCCGAGGGCAUCAUCUUCCUUAUCUGAGGAUAACUCAUCUCUGAACUUUGGGGCUGUGCCCAGAAUGUUUCUUUCAUAUUUCCUCUCCCUGCUCCCGCCAGUCUUUGCCUUCAUUUCCUGAAUAACAGUGUUAAUUGAACCGAAGUUGAGGGACACGUGACAAAGCUGAGCUUUGGGAAUGGGUAAUGAAAGCUGUUGUGGGGUGAAGAGAAGAAAGUGGGCAAGGACUAAGACUCUUGUAUCUUCAUUCAUUCAUUCAUUCUCCUAUCUCCCACCCAGAACAAACCAAACCAUUGUUCGUGGUAAAUAACACAUAACCUCUGAGAAUAUGGGGGGAGCACAGCUGGUUUCUGCUCAUCCUUUCCUUGUUGGUUGGCUGUUUUUUCUUUCCUGAGUACAUUGGUCUGGAAUAGUCUUUGGGUUGUUCUGUGCUGCUGUGAGUGAAACUCUGAAGCAAGUUAUGAAGACCAAGGAAGCUUUCUUUUCUGUAGCACCAGUUAAAACUAAUACAUACUUCUGACUUAAAUAUCCAAUACAUUGAAUAAACUUAACCUAUUUUUAUAUUA